ACGACAGAUGACGGUCAAAGAAUGAUACGAAGAGAAAAGGACCAAUCACCUAGUCCAUCCGUUUUUCUUGGGCUUUCGUUCCUACUUCCUGGUGAUUUAGGGUGAGAGGAUGGAUUUGGCGGUCUAUUUCCUUGCUCGUAUACAGGUUGUCGAAAGCGGAGCCACGUUCAAGAAGAGGAAUUUCACCCUGGGCGGGUUCGCGCUCCAGACCAAGAAGGUGUUCGUGCGCGUCAAGCAGGAGGAAGGGAAUUGCACCCUUGUUUACAGGCAGGCUGAUGACAUGCGCACGGCGGGCACAGAAAUCCAAGCUGGGGACAUCAAAUCCAUCGACGCCAACGGUCAGGAGGGAGAGAGGGAGGGAGGGAGGGAGGGAGGGAGGGAGGGAGGGAGGGGCGCGAAGGGAGCCGGAGAACAAGCGCACGUGUUAGCUUGGCCGUUCCAAUGGUUGGAUUGCGUCAGGGCUCCUUCUCUCCUUGUGUGCGCGUACUCAGGCGCCAAGAGUAUGACGGUCCUGUCUAAGACAGGGGAUGUGCUUCUUGAGAUCGAGGCGGCGGAGGAGGCGCAGCGAGAUCUAUGGCUGACGGCGCUGAACGAGGUUUUGCUUCAUAACUUCAAGGUGAUGGGCGAGGACGGGGUCGUGCGGGGGCAGCCCCGGAACAUGAAGGAGAGAGCAGAGAAAGAGAGGCGCCAAAAAGACAUCGAGCUCAAAAGGAAGAGUACCGAAGCCAAGAAAGCUAAGUUCAUGAAGGAAGCUGGGGGCUUGAAAUAUACAGCGCUACAUAUGGCGGGAAGAGCGAACACGGCCGCGGGAGUCUCAGACGAAGAAGCGGGAGGAGGUGGAGGUGGGGAUGGCCCCAGCUAA
Molecule: messenger RNA, 862 nt
Organism: Nannochloropsis gaditana CCMP526
Exons: 6
Coding region: 110-862 (250 amino acids)
Source: RefSeq, a predicted model, not a curated record